Molecule: messenger RNA, 3787 nt
Organism: Stegostoma tigrinum
Lineage: Eukaryota; Metazoa; Chordata; Chondrichthyes; Orectolobiformes; Stegostomatidae
Gene: phf6
Product: PHD finger protein 6
Exons: 13
Coding region: 1192-2283 (363 amino acids)
Cellular component (GO): nucleus
Source: RefSeq, a predicted model, not a curated record
UAGUGCAGUUGAUUUGGCUGACAUGAACUUCAUUGAGGGUUUUGACAAGGUCCCACAUGGAAGACUGGUCCACAAGAGCCCAUGGGAUCCAAGUGCCCAACAGGAUUCAUUCAAAACUGACUUGUAAGUAGCAGGUGAAGAGUGAUGGUGGAAAGGUGUUUUUAUGAUUGGAAGCUUGUGACCAGCAGUGUACCACAGGGGAUCAGUGCUGAGACCCUUACUGUUUAUGUACAUUAAAAACUUGGAUGUGAAUGUAGAAGGUUUAUAAUUAGUAAGUUUGCUCAUGGCUUACAAAUUAUUGGUGUUGAUAGGGAGGAGGAUGGCCUCAGGCUACAGUCUGAUAUUGAUCAGGUGGUAAAUUGGGCUUAGCAUUGGCAGAUGGAAUUUAGGUAUGAGGAUUUGCAUUUUGGAAUGCCUAAUAAGGGAAGGUUGUAAGUUCAUAGAUCCCUGAAGGUGUCAGCACAGGUAGACAGGGUGGUGAAGAUUUGCAAAAUGCUUGCCUUCAUUAGCUGGGGCGUAGAAUAUAGUUGUAAGAAGUCUUGUGUGAUUUCUGACUUUAUAAAAGUUGUAAUGACACCGGGUUAUAGUCCAACAGGUCACAGAUGGAAUACUGUGUGCAGUUCUGGUUGCUGAAUAUCAGAAAGCUGAGAUGUGUUGGAGAGGGUGCAGAGGGUAUUGACCAGGAUGUUGCUUGGGAUGAAAAGUCUGUUAUGAAGUGAGACUGGAUAGGCAGAGUCUUCUUUAUUGCUUGGAGCAAAGGAGGCUGAGGGAGGUGUGAUUGAGGUAUACAAAAUUGAGAGACGUAAAGAACACAUAUGGAAUGCUGUCCUUCAUUGGGAGAGAUAUAGAAUAUAUGAAAAUAGAGAUACAAUGAUGAAACUGUAGAAUCCCUACUUUGCAGACAGAAGUCAUUUUGUCCAGUGAGUCUACACAACCCUCUGCAGGCACCCCACCUAAGCCUGCACACCACAGAACAAUUUAGCAUAGCCAGUCUGCCUUUUGGACUGUGGGAGGAAGCUGGAGCACCUAGAGGAAACCCAAGCAAACUCUACACAGACAGUUGCCCAAGGCUGGAUUUGAUCCUGGUCUCUGGUGCCGAGAGUACUAACCAUUAUGCCAUCUAAAAAGACCUGACUCUCUUCUAUUUGCAGUUCUUAACCAGAGAAUUCCACUUUAAGGCCAAUUUCAAAGAUGGCAACUGAUUCUAAGGGGAAGAGGAGGGGGUCGAGACAACCGAAAUGUGCUUUCUGUAAACUCAAUAAAGAGGAGCAUUGCGGCCAGUUGUUAGUAGCCCAAAGCCAGAAGAUGGCAGCACAUCACAAAUGUAUGCUAUUUUCAUCUGCUCUGGUGACAUCGCAUUCUGAGAAUGAGACUCUUGGUGGCUUCUUGCUUGAAGAUAUCAAGAAGGAAAUAAAAAGGGGAAACAAGUUGAGCUGCUCUUGCUGUCACCGUCCAGGAGCAACUAUUGGAUGUGAUGUGAAAACUUGUCGGAGAACAUAUCAUUUUUAUUGUGCAAAGCUUGACAAAGCCCAGAUCAAGGAAGAUGCAUCACAGGGCAUAUAUCUGAUCCUCUGUCAGAAGCACAAAGAAGGUGCUGAGGAUUCCAGUGAAGAUGGAUUUCAAGGAAACCUGAGUGAGUGUUCCACAGGCCCUCGCAAAGGUGCUCAGAGAGCACACAGAGAGAAACGGAGAGCUCCAAACUCAAAAGAUGAGUCGGAUGAUGCUCUGUCCACAUCCUCUCAAGGGAAAGAUGAAACUAGUUGCAGUUCCUACAGGGAACGGUCUCCUCACUGCAGUAGUCCCACAAUUACUGGUCCGAAAUGUGGGUUUUGUCAUGCUGGAGAUGAAGAAAAUGAAACCAGAGGAAAACUCCACACGUCAAAUGCUAAAAAGGUUGCCGCACAUUACAAAUGCAUGCUGUUUUCCUCUGGUACUGUCCAACUCACAAAUUCAUCUAGAAAAGAUUUUGGUGAUUUUGAUAUUAAAACAGUCAUUCAAGAAAUCAAGAGAGGAAAAAGAAUGAAAUGUACAUUAUGCAGUCAAAUAGGCGCAACAAUUGGGUGUGAAAUAAAGGCUUGCAUCAAGACUUACCAUUACCACUGUGCUGUUGAAGAUCGAGCCAAAUUCAUUGAGAAUCUUGACCGAGGGAUCUACAGGCUGUACUGUAAAAACCACAGUGGGAAUGAUGACCGGGAUGAGGAGGAUGAAGAAAGAGAAAGCAUCUCACGCUAUGGCAAAGAGCAAGAAGCUGACCGUAAUCGUGAGGUCUUAGAAGAGGUAUAGAAAAAUGCAUUCAAAUUCCUUCUGAUUUAAUGGAUGCCUGAAUCUCUAGAGAAAAACUAACUGAGCCUUGGAUACAGAAAAGUGCCAAGAAAAUGCCUGUGGACUGAGUAGAUGAGGCUGGUACAUUGUGCUCAAGAUGAUAAAGGACUUGUGAGAAGCAUAGAAAAUAUCCAAAGAUCUUUCAAGAAAUCUCUAUUCUGUCAAUGUUCCUCCUCCUAAGGAAGAGAAACAGUGUAAUGAAAUGGCACGGCUAAUAUACCUGCUUUUUUUGAUGGGGAGAUGCCAUAAAAUGGAUUAGUUAGAAUAUCUUUUAUUACAGCCUUCUGAAUUAAAAUGGAAAUAAUUUUGAUUUGCUGAAUUUGUGAUUAGAUGGCACAAGCUGACCUGCUACACCUUUGCAUAACGAGGGCCUUGAGAAGGAGCAACACCUUAAUCCACUCGAGCACGUGCCUUCGGGUGUUUCUGGACUUCAACAUCAAACAAGAGGAGCUCAAAAAUAAACGCUGAAAUUAAAACCUCCACUCCAAUAUCUAACAUAAGGUAGUUUCACUACAUCUUGAUUAGCAAACAGUGAGGUAGUCCUAAACAAUAUGUACUGAUGGUUUCAACCCAGUUUUCAGUAGAUGAAUCUACAUAAUGGUGUAGUCCUGUUCUCAGUCCUGAUGGUGUAUUAUGCUCAUAUUGGCCAGACAUCUGCCUGGGAAUGAUUUGUACCCCAAUUUGCACUGCUCAAUCUGAGAACACCUGAUAAAAGCCUAGGAUGCAAUGAGAUACAUCAGUUCACAGUUGGUGGUGUCCCUCUUUGAAGAGCAUACGACUGGCAUUUUUUAAAAUUCAAAGCAUAACAAAACUUUUUCAGAAAUGUAGGACUGAUACUGAACUCUGUGCAAAUGCUAAUCCCUAACUUGGCCAGCUAAUCACGGCCUCGUCAAACAUACUGGUAUAAAUGGCAUUAUUAAUGAAAUCAUGGUUUAGCUUCGAUGUUGAAGUCUGUGUUAAAUGUUAUAAUGGAAAUGAGUGGUUUUGACUAUUGCUAGGUUCACAUCACAGAAUACAUUAUUUCCAUCUUAAUUUUCUUCCUGUGAUUGUAGUUUCCCUUAUCAAAGUUAGGGCUUCAGAAUAAAAGUUUUUAGGAUUAGAUUGUUACUGAUUAGUAAACAUUGUUGUUUAUAGUCUGGUACCUUUUUUAAAUAUGUCACCUCUCAAAGUAUAAAGUAGCUGCCAGGAAGAAAUAUUAAAUUUAGGUGUGAGAGAGAUGUCAUUGUGUCAGCAGUGGAUAUGCUGUCGUCUUGCUUUAAAUCAGUUUUUUCUUUUGGAUCUGGAUGGCUAAACAUUUUAGAAGUGAGUAUCUUCUGUUAAUUUGAUGCCAAAAUGGAUCUGAUUGUUGAAUGCCCUUCAUUUUUUAUGUGCUCAACAGCUUGUCAAGUUGUAUCAGAGAUAAUGGGAACUGCAGAUGCUGGAGAAUCCAAGAUAAUAAAGUGUGAAGCUGGAUGAACACAGCAGG